AUGCCCGAGGAAACAACAAUGCUGACUGAUGGGGAUGGCAUCUACACUGUGACAAGUUCAACAGACAAUGCAAAAGCAUACGAAGUGUUUCCUGACGUUGGGCUGUGCACGUGCCGGGCUGGUGGCCAAGGGGCAUUUUGUAGACACCAAGGCGUGGUGCACAGGACUGUCGGAGGGGUGUUGCCCAAUGCCCCAGUACUGACGCCCCGGGACCGUCGUGACCUUGGAAGGCUGGCUCUGGGGGAAAAUGCACCUCCAAUAAGCUUCUACGCAGAUAUCCACGAAGCCGUCACGCCGGACACGAGUGACAACUCAGGUUAUGCAACCAGUCUUCAAGAAAGCCUGGAUGCUGAGCCAUCGACAUCAAGCUUCCAAUCCAAUCUGGAUAACAAGGAAGCCCUCACACAGGAAGACCUCCAGGCCAUGGAAGAAGAGUGUCAGCGACUGUCGACCGUUGCUGGUGGCAACCCAACAUAUGCAAGGUGUUUCCGAAAGGUUGUAAUCGGAUUGCGGAAGAUCCACAACGAGAGUCAGGCGGUGGCCGGCCUACUUGCCCUAAGUGCAGCGAUAACUGGUCCAACUAGAAGGGGAGGGCACAUUCGCGUGCAGCCGACAAACAUUGCAAGGCGUCGCAAGGGAGUUAGUAGAGGCUCCAAGAGAGUGCCUUCCGGUCGACCACCAAGCCAGCCUGGUCCAAAGAGGGCAAGGAAACAGGCCCAUUCUCUAAGUGCCAGCAUCAAGCGCAACGUGACAAGUGCAAAAUCCCACGGUCAGGGACACUAAUGCCGUGCCGGGGGGCUUUUGUCCUGACAAGUUUUUACUCAAAUCCUCGACACUUUUUGUUCUGGCUUUUUGAAAGACUGAACUAGUUAUAACAAAUAUCCUGUAAACCUAUGUUUUUUUGUUUGUGUUUUUUUUAAUAAUGCCAAGUUUGUUUCUGCAAACAUGCAGAAAAAGAGAUUCAGAGUGUUUUGGAAACAUUUUUCUAGUUUUUGAAAGUGCUUGCCAUGUUAAUUUUCCUUAUUGUCUUCUUAGUAUAGAAUUGCUUGUAUUGCAAAUAUCUGAGCUGCAGGAACAUCUUUUUAAAAAUUAGGGUGGCAAAAGUGUGCAUGUUUUAUAUAAUGUAUAAUUGAGCAGUUCCAAUUCCCAACAUGUACGGAAUUGCAAGAUGUGAAUUUUUUUUUAGGAUGAGCUGUACAGUUAUCAUUUGUAUGGUACAAUUAUAAUCGGUUUGAAUGAUGCACAUUUAGGAUAUAUAUUUGCAUUGCUCUCUUCUUUGAAAUGUUUGUAAAUGUGUUUCUGCAAAGGAUAAGACUACAGCCACACUGUUCUUAACAACCUUUUGCUAUGAAACCAAUCAUUAAAAAUAUUGCUUCAACAAAAAACAUGUCAUUUAUUUCAUAUUUUUUAUGAGAAGCGCAGCACUGCACCAAACCUUGACGUGAAAUUGGUUUAUCAAUAGUUGAUGUUCUCCGCAACAUUGAAA
Molecule: messenger RNA, 1486 nt
Organism: Ixodes scapularis (black-legged tick)
Lineage: Eukaryota; Metazoa; Arthropoda; Arachnida; Ixodida; Ixodidae
Exons: 2
Coding region: 1-783 (260 amino acids)
Molecular function (GO): zinc ion binding
Source: RefSeq, a predicted model, not a curated record